Molecule: messenger RNA, 625 nt
Organism: Hibiscus syriacus
Lineage: Eukaryota; Viridiplantae; Streptophyta; Magnoliopsida; Malvales; Malvaceae
Product: ethylene-responsive transcription factor 1B-like
Exons: 1
Coding region: 1-570 (189 amino acids)
Biological process (GO): ethylene-activated signaling pathway; regulation of DNA-templated transcription
Molecular function (GO): DNA binding; DNA-binding transcription factor activity
Source: RefSeq, a predicted model, not a curated record
AUGCCUGAACCAUCAUUUGGAUCCCCGUCAUUGUCGCCGUCCCCGGCGACAUUUUCCGGUUGCUGGGAUGAGCUUCUUCUCAACUUCAAGAACUCCAUUAACGGCGUAAACGAAGAUAACUUUAGAUCGGGUGUUGCUAAACAUGAAGAAUCACCCAAGAAAGAAAAAGCUUACAUAGGUGUAAGGAAGCGGCCAUGGGGGAAAUACGCUGCGGAGAUUCGGGAUUCAACGAGACAUGGCCUUAGGGUUUGGCUCGGAACAUUCGACACAGCCGAAGAGGCCGCUCUAGCUUACGACCAAGCAGCAUUUUCGACGAGGGGAUCGUCGACGACCCUCAAUUUCCCGAUCCACGUCGUCACAGAAUCGCUUCGUAACAUAAAAUACCGAUGCGACGACGGGUGCUCGCCGGUAGAGGCGCUGAAGAAGAGACAACACCGCCCUAGUACAAGAUCCAAGAACAAAGAAAUCAUUAGCAAACAAAACGAGACACAAGGAGAGAACUUGAUUGUGUUGGAAGAUCUGGGAACUGAUUACUUGGAACAACUUCUAAGUUGUUCAUGUUUAAACUGACUCAGGUUCUUUUGUUUAUAUGUAUAUUCAUUUGUUUUCAAUUUCAGUUCCGUUC